Molecule: messenger RNA, 2050 nt
Organism: Salvelinus namaycush (lake trout)
Lineage: Eukaryota; Metazoa; Chordata; Actinopteri; Salmoniformes; Salmonidae
Product: dnaJ homolog subfamily C member 2-like
Exons: 16
Coding region: 119-1972 (617 amino acids)
Biological process (GO): 'de novo' cotranslational protein folding; regulation of translational fidelity
Cellular component (GO): cytosol
Molecular function (GO): Hsp70 protein binding; ribosome binding
Source: RefSeq, a predicted model, not a curated record
GGCACUUGUAAAAGCAGGCCCAUGUGGUGCACUAAAAAACCGGGCGACAUACUAGCACUUUAUAAAACAUUUAACUGAAUACAUUUCACAGCUGAAUGUUAUAGCAGAUCUUUCCAGUAUGCUGAUAGAAGCAUUAGAAGGGGAUGUUACAGUCGUCUACUGUAAUGCCAUUUCUGCCUCAGUGCAGAUCGAGGUGGAACCUGUUGGUCGGUGGUUCGAGGCUUUUCUGAAGAGGAGGAACAGGAAUGUGUCUGCCUCCUUCCAGGAGCUUGAGGAAGAGGAGGAGCUGUCUGAGGAAUCUGAGGAUGAAGAGCUGCAGCUGGAGGAUUUCCCCCUGCUGAGAACACUGGACCCCAAAGACUGGAAGAAUCAAGAUCACUAUGCUGUCCUUGGAUUGGCUCAUAUGAGAUACAAGGCGACACAGAAACAAAUCAAAGCUGCCCACAAGGCAAUGGUGUUGAAGCAUCACCCUGACAAAAGGAAAGCUGCGGGAGAGCAGAUUGUAGAAGGAGAUGGUGACUACUUCACCUGCAUAACUAAAGCUAUAGAAAUUCUGUCAGAUCCUGUGAAGCGAAGAGCAUUUGACAGUGUAGAUCCUACCUUUGACAACGCUGUGCCCUCAAAGGGCGAAGGCAAGGAUAACUUCUUUGAGGCGUAUGCUCCCGUUUUUGAGAGAAAUGCCCGGUGGUCUUCCAAAAAACACGUGCCCAAACUUGGCACUAUGGAUUCCUCCUUUGAGGAUGUGGAUAAUUUUUAUUCUGUUUGGUACAACUUUGACUCAUGGAGAGAGUUUUCUUAUUUGGAUGAAGAGGAAAAGGACAAGGCAGAAUGUCGUGAUGAGAGGAGAUGGAUUGAAAAGCAGAAUCGUGCAGCCAGAGCCACCAGGAAGAAGGAAGAGAUGAAUAGACUACGGACACUUGUUGACACGGCCUACAGCCUUGAUCCCAGGAUAAAGAAAUUCAAAGAUGACGAGAAGGCCAGAAAGGAGAAUGAGAAGAAGGCCAAAGCAGACGCCAAGAGGAAAGAGCAAGAGGAGAAGGAGCGGGCUCGGCAGGCAGAGCUGGAUGCUGCACGGCUGGCCAAAGAGAAGGAGGAAGAGGAGGCCAAACUGGUUGCCCAGCAGGCCAAGAAGGAGAAGGAGAUCCAAAAGAAGGCCAUCAAGAAAGAGAGGCAGAAACUGAGGACAACUUGCAAGAACUGGAAUUACUUUGGUGACAAUGAAUCUGAUAGUGUGAAAAUGAUGGAAGAUGUGGAGAAACUUUGUGACCGUUUGGAGCUUGUGAGUCUGCAAUCCCUGAAUGAAGGAUUGGCAUCGGGUUCAAAGGAGGAGGGCAAGGUAGCGGUGGAGAAGCAGGUGCAAGAGGUGAAUGCCCAGCUGCAAAAGGAGAAGGAUGCGGAGGUGCAGGCCAGGCAAGCUGUCCGCACUACCGUACAGGCCAGCGGAGGAGGCGGGGGUGGUGGAAAGGGCUGGAAUGAGGAAGAGCUCCCGCUGCUCAUCAAAGCAGUCAACCUGUUCCCUGCUGGAACCAACGCCAGAUGGGAAGUCAUUGCCAACUACAUGAACUUGCACUCCACCAGUGGCAUCAAAAGGACAGCCAAAGAUGUCAUCAACAAAGCCAAGAACUUACAAAAGCUUGAACCCGGGCAGAAAGAUGAGAUUAACAAGAAGGCCUUUGAGAAGUUUAACAAAGAGCAUGCAGCCGUGCCCCAGACAGUGGACAACGCAGUGCCCUCUGAGAGAUUCGACGGUGCUGAAGCCAACACUGCAUCCUGGACCACAGAGGAGCAGAAGCUGCUAGAGCAGGCCUUGAAGACCUACCCAGUCAGCACCAAGGAGAGGUGGGAGAAGAUCGCUGCAGCUGUGCCUGGACGUACCAAGAAGGACUGUAUGAAGAGAUAUAAGGAACUGGUGGAGAUGGUCAAAGCCAAGAAGGCCGCCCAGGAACAAGUUGGCAGUAAAAGCAAAAAAUGACAAGACAAACAUCCCUGUUCUUCUUUUAACAUUAUUGUGUUGGUCUUUAUUUUAUAAUAAAAUUAAAAGAAACCACAA